UUGGAAGAGAGUCUCACGCACCAUCGUUAACUGGUCGUGAAACAUAAUCAGAGAUUAGUUUUUACAAGUCUAGUUCGUCCACAAAACGUUCCGUUACUCCACCUAAAACAGUAUAUCCCUACCUCGAAAUAAAUCACAUUCACAACAGGAGUAUGUUUUAAUCGUCUCACUGUGAGCGGUUAGAUAUCCCAUUCCCAUCAUCCUGAGCAGACAUGGUAGAGCCGUCAACACACAAGUUCGCAUCUCUACAUGAGGAGCUGUGCUUCUGGAAGGAGCAGGCAGAGAGACAUCAGCAAAGAGCUGACGAGGCACAGGAGGAGCUCCAGGAGUUUCAGCAGAUGAGUCGAGACUAUGAAGCAGAAUUGGAAGCAGAGCUAAAACAAUGUGAGGGUCGAAAUAAAGAGCUGCGUUUUGACAACAACCGGCUUCGCAUGGAACUGGAAAACAUAAAGGAAAAAUUUGACACCCAGCAUUCGGAUGCUUUGCGGCACAUCUCAACCUUGGAGGAGGAUCUGUUAGAAACCACUGCAGUGAAAGACCACCUGCAGAAAUACAUUAGAGAGCUGGAGCAGUCCAAUGACGACCUGGAGAGGACCAAAAGGGCUACCAUCAUGUCUCUGGAGGACUUUGAGCAGCGGAUGAACCAUGUUAUUGAGAGGAAUGCCUUUCUUGAAAGCGAGCUGGAUGAGAAGGAGAACCUGCUAGAGUCUGUUCAGAGGCUCAAGGAUGAGGCCAGAGACCUCCGCCAGGAGCUGGAUGUGCGUCAGAAGGAAAGGCGUCCGUCCAGCAGCCUCGGCAAAGACCGAGACACAGACCGACCAGAUCUGCCCUUGGCUGGUAAUCCAUCCUACCCUGUAACGCCCUCCAAACCUCUCAGCUCAUUUGUCACGCCCCCUGCUUCCAGUAUCCGACGAGGUGAUGGUCUAACGGGGACUCCUCUCACUACGUCUGCCAGAAUAUCUGCACUUAACAUCGUAGGGGAGCUGCUGAGAAAAGUUGGAAAUCUGGAGUCCAAAUUGGCCUCCUGUCGAGACUUUGUAUACGACACACCUGCCAGCAGACCGGCACUUCCAGCUGGUCCUGGGAGUCCUUCGGGUUUAGAAGCACUGCCUGAGGUCCCAGUUGCCAGCAUGAGCCCCCCUCCUCAGUACGACAGUUUAGUGAAGCGGUUGGAGUUUGGACCAGCUCUUCCAAGAGGGUCCUCCCAGGGUGCUCAAUCUCCACAGGGAGGAGUCAAGAUCCUGCUAUGAAACGAGAAGAAGGCGAGCCGCCCUCCUCCUAUUAGACCUUAAUAACUCCUCCUCCUCCUCUUUAACAAAUGACACCAGUGGGAAUGUGAAGUGAGCUACUGCAUCGUUCCUUGUUGCCACGUGCCUGCUGAACUCUUUGUACAGGAAAAGCCACUCUUCUCUUUCUCUCCAUGCCCCACAAAUAAUCAAUGCAUGGACAUCUGCUGCCUUGGGCUAGUAUCACAUCAUAUCUAUCAUUGGAAGCAGCGCUGCAGCUUGUGUAAACAUCAAGGAAUGUAGAAACCGGCUGUUGAUGAACUGCUUCGACUUCAUCUCUGACACUGUCACGUGUAGCAUCUGAGAAAAAUCGCCGGUCACACCUGGUUAGCUUUCAGUGAUGGGAUCAUCAAUCACAACAAGGACAUUGUUGUUCUUGGAAAACACGUUAAGCGUGGCUGUUGCACUUGCCCGUUAACCAGUUAAUGACUCCAAAUUAUUGCAGGUUAAUUUAACAGCCUGAAUUGAUUGUGGUAUGGAGACCAAAACUCCGUGUUCAAAUGAGAAAAUGCUGUUUAUAACCAAAUCAAAGUUGUGAUAAAUAGUUCCUUGUUUUUAAAACUUAAAGCUUUUAUUUCAAGUCCAGAAAGGCAUCAAUCCACGUUACUCAAAGGCUGCUACUGGAGCGAGAGACUGUUAUUUACUGUUUGUUUGUUUUUUUUCCAUUAAGUUUCAUGACUCAGUUCUCCACUGUUACAGAACAUCUAGUUGGGAACAAGUUGACAAUGGACUAGUUGUUGCUACAGGUUUGAGGUGUUAGCCAUGGCUGCCUUCUUUUAUGUUGUUACCUCAGUUCAGAUCACAGGCCUUGUUUUGCUUGUAGAAAAAUCAAUGAAAACCAGAGACGAAAGCAACCAUGUUUCUGAAAGUUUCUGGAAAUGUUUCACUUUAAUAGUUAAAAGCAAUUUCACAAAUGAGUUAGCCACUGCACGGGCUUGUUUACCUCUGCCAAGGAAGUUAUAUUUCUGCUGACAUUUUGUCUGUGAGCAGCAUAACUCAAAACAGUUCAGAUUUUUCAUGAAAUGUUGUGAGGAUGUAGGUCAUACAGCCUAAGGACAAAGUUACAAGGAUUCUUUUCAAUCCAUUGCAUGAAUUACUCCGGUAAGAUGUUCGUGUUGUGCUGAAAAGAAUCAUGUAUGAGUACUUAAUAAAGGUCUGCGUCACUGCGUAGUUUGGUUGAAAUGCAGAUUUUUAGUCCGUCAUCUCACUGUAGCUUAAACUGAUUGGAGGUUUGUGCUCUCCGAGUGCUUUCUCUACUUGGACACAUUUUUUGGGAUGGUUCUUUUGUGUUGUGCGAGGUUUACAAAAAUGCUUUUCUGCACCAUAGAUGAAACCCAUCAUGUCAGCAAGAACAUAAUCAUUUUAAUUUGACAUUUUGGUAGACUUUUACAGACUUUCAGGCUUACGUGCACUACUGAAUGUUUAGUAAUAAUUAUCUCAGAGUGAGACCUCCUGUUUUCCAUUGAGAGCGUUAUAGUUGGAGUAGGGGAAAAACUACAAAGCAAUAAUAGAUUUGAACAGGUCAAAGAUGAGCACAGUACAUCUUAUAUUUGUGAAGGUAUAUAGAGUCUAUAUUGAGGAACCUUUCCUGCCAUUCAGAAUGAGAUGUUAUAGGGGAAGUAGUGUGAAACAUUGUAUUUCAACAUCUGUGUUUUUCCCCCUGAGAUGUUUCUGGUUGAGCUGUAAUUCUCACUACUGUCGUCCAGCUGCAGAUAUUACAGUACAUAUCUAAAUAUUACAUUUACUCCACAGUCAUCUCUGCAUACUGCACUGUAUCCUAUGUGUAGGAAUGAACCUGAUACAAAUGAGAAACGCAGUGUUUGCAACCGUUUCCCGAACAUGAACUAACUGUGAAUGUAAUCUCUGACCACUGUGUACUGUGCACUGUGUACUGUGUGUGUGUGUGUAAGUUUACAGCACCUCUGCAACUGCUUCUUCUUCUGUAUUCGGACUUGACUGUAUGAGCCUGAGGUACCGAAACCCAGCUUUAAUCCUGAUGGUUCACAGUUUUUCUACAUAACUGAGCAGAAGAGGAAAAAAAAAAUGUUCCGUUGUGAGGAUACAGUUUGACCUUUGAGACAGAAACAAUAAAAGUAGAAAAUCAA
This is a messenger RNA of Solea solea (common sole), 3391 nucleotides long. RefSeq names its product nuclear distribution protein nudE homolog 1-B-like. Lineage: Eukaryota; Metazoa; Chordata; Actinopteri; Pleuronectiformes; Soleidae. The coding region runs from base 213 to 1250 and encodes 345 amino acids. Gene Ontology annotation, biological process: vesicle transport along microtubule; centrosome localization; microtubule nucleation. The transcript has 9 exons. The record is from RefSeq and is a predicted model, not a curated record. Gene Ontology annotation, cellular component: centrosome; kinesin complex; kinetochore. Gene Ontology annotation, molecular function: microtubule binding.